AUGAGAAGCACUGACAACGAAAUUGACUACCAUAAAAAUGACAUUCCCUCACGACGGUCUUCAACAAGGGAGGCAGAACCAGAUUCUGAUAGCGGGAUCCUCUGUAAAGUGCUCGUUCACACCAGUCGUAUCGGACAGUCAGUCAGCACGGGCUCGUGCCGUAUCGGACAGUCAGUCAGCACGGGCUCGUGCCGUAUCGGACAGUCAGGCAGCACGGGCUCGUGCCGUAUCGGACAGUCAGUCAGCACGGGCUCGUGCCGUAUCGGACAGUCAGGCAGCACGGGUUCGUGCCGUAUCGGACAGUCAGGCAGCACGGGCUCGUGCCGUAUCGGACAGUCAGGCAGCACGGGCUCGUGCCGUAUCGGACAGUCAGUCAGCACGGGCUCGUGCAGUAUCGGACAGUCAGGCAGCACGGGUUCGUGCCGUAUCGGACAGUCAGUCAGCACGGGCUCGUGCAGUAUCGGACAGUCAGGCAGCACGGGUUCGUGCCGUAUCGGACAGUCAGUCAGCACGGGCUCGUGCCGUAUCGGACAGUCAGUCAGCACGGGCUCGUGCCGUAUCGGACAGUCAGUCAGCACGGGCUCGUGCCGUAUCGGACAGUCAGUCAGCACGGGCUCGUGCCGUAUCGGACAGUCAGGCAGCACGGGCUCGUGCCGUAUCGGACAGUCAGGCAGCACGGGCUCGUGCCGUAUCGGACAGUCAGGCAGCACGGGCUCGUGCCGUAUCGGACAGUCAGGCAGCACGGGCUCGUGCAGUAUCGGACAGUCAGGCAGCACGGGUUCGUGCCGUAUCGGACAGUCAGGCAGCACGGGCUCGUGCCGUAUCGGACAAACCAUUGCAUCGCACAUCCGCACCUACGACUGUAGGAGCAGGACCGGUGCAUCGGACAUCCGCACUUACGACUGUAGUAGCAGGACCGGUGUAUCGGACAUCCGCACUUACGACUGUAGUAGCAGGACCGGUGUAUCGGACAUCCGCACCUACGACUGUAAUAGCAGGACCGGUGCAUCGGACAUCCGCACUUACGACUGUAGUAGCAGGACCGGUGUAUCGGACAUCCGCACUUACGACUGUAGUAGCAGGACCGGUAUAUCGGACAUCCGGACUUACGACUGUAAAAACAGGACCGGUGUAUCGGACAUCCGGACUUACGACUGUAAUAGCAGGACCGGUGUAUCGGACAUCCGUACCUACGACUGUAAUAGCAGGACCGGUGUAUCGGACAUCCGGACUUACGAGUGUUAG
Messenger RNA from Mya arenaria, 1245 nucleotides. RefSeq names its product protein rtoA-like. The record is from RefSeq and is a predicted model, not a curated record. Bases 1 to 1245 code for a protein of 414 amino acids. The transcript has 4 exons. Lineage: Eukaryota; Metazoa; Mollusca; Bivalvia; Myida; Myidae.